AUGAUAGAAUCAUCUGGUGUUGGAGAUGAUCUUUAUACGCAUAUCUUGGAGGAUACGGUCAAAAACCUCAAACAUGGUUCCGAUUCCCUCGCAAGCAUCUUGUGUGAUUACCAAUACUGUGAUGUCAAUACCAUCAAGAAGCUCGUUGUUCUCACCUGUCAUAUCAUUAACAACAAGCUCACAAUCGUGAAGUACUCCCCCGGCUUUUCAUCUAAGUGGGUUGCAGUUGAGGUCCGGUCAUGCAAAAUUCCAUUAGCAUACGAAAAUAGAAAGGACGUGAUCAAGCUUUACGAAGUUUUCGCCUACAUUUAUUCGACGCUUAUUGAACAGGUGAAAAUUCAUGACACAUUGACAGUGUCGUAUUUGAGGGUAGAUGAUAUACAAAUAUUAAAGAUAUAA
Molecule: messenger RNA, 399 nt
Organism: Mycotypha africana
Lineage: Eukaryota; Fungi; Mucoromycota; Mucoromycetes; Mucorales; Mycotyphaceae
Exons: 3
Coding region: 1-399 (132 amino acids)
Source: RefSeq, a predicted model, not a curated record